CGUACUGGUACUAAAUGAGUUACCCAUCCAAAAGACAACAUUGAUAACACUUCGAUACAGAAAGCAGACACAUGCACUUGCUAAAAACUUCCCAAUAUUUUGAAGUUGAUAGCAAAUAGUUUCGAUGUUUUGUUUAUCAAACUUUCUUAAAUACUUUUCGUGCAAUGUACAGGAUACAUGAUUUUAGCUAAUAAAAAAAGUUUAGUCACUUUGUUAGCUACACGCUCGUGCCUGCACUUAGGCAACCUUCGCUAUGGCCCACUUCACUUUAACUGAAAAUCUACGAGUAACGACCGUAAUAUUGCCCCUAGGUAUAAAACACUGACGGAUGAUGUAUUCAGGCCUAUUUAUUAGGACAGAAUAACGGAAAACAUGGCUUCCACCUAGGAUAUAAACCGUAACAUCUUGAGGCUAUAGAGCAGAUGAUACAAAGGCUACAUUAAAAGUUUUGCCAACGCAUGGAAAAAGUUAGUGAUGACAAAUUUGUCGAUACAAACGAUGUAGUUGCUUCAGUCUGGGAUGUUAUCAUCAUUGCUGCGCUGUGGCUAGUGUGAGUGGACCGGGAGGCGAAAGGGGAUGUUUUUAGCUGAACUCUUGGUUAACUAACAACUAUAUUAGUACCAUGAUGUCAGAUGGCUUUUCGAUGCCAAAGAGCUUUUCUGUUUCUCACCUGCUAAAUCUUGAAAAAGUUAACUUUGGAGACGGUGGUGCACUUUUGAGCACAUGUGAGCCGAUGAUGAAAGAUGUGCACGCUAUGAGAAACGUAAUGUCUGGAACUCCUGGAUACCAAGCAAAAGCCGACCAAUCAGUGAGUUCAAAGCGGAAGAAAUCCAGGAGGAAUAGAACCACCUUCAGCUCAGCACAGUUGGAAGCACUGGAGAAGGUGUUCGAGCGUACACAUUAUCCCGAUGCAUUCCUAAGGGAAGAACUAGCAAAGAAGGUGGAUCUGAGUGAAGCACGAGUACAGGUAUGGUUCCAAAAUCGACGAGCGAAAUUCCGAAGGAACGAGCGAAGUACCCAGGCUACAAAAACGUCUUCCAUGCGUCAAUCGUACAACGAGACCGUGGCAGUUGAGCAACCGAUCGCCGCACGCCCACGGCCCGUCACGUCGGAUUUUCCUGCCGUAUGGAACUCCAAUUGCUACGGUACCAUGAAUAUGAUGCAAUCAACGUCAAUGUUUGGACUCGAAAAUGAUUCAAUGAACCUCCAAAACUGGAGAAUGAGGUCACGUGAAUUCAGUAAUCAACCAUUACUAUAGCAAUUUACGCAGUCGACACGUAUGCCUACUGGUACGCAUCAAUUUUAAGUGACCAUCGUGCCAUAAUUUAUGCUAUGCAACGCAUUUCUGGCUGAACAGAAUGAUGUACUCACGGUGAUGACUUGUAGGCUUAGUCGUGGAAGAUCAACUCUUAUACGAAAGUAUAACAUUACAGGUAUGUAAAGUGAAUUACGAAGAUGUUGAUCACGUGUACGCAAAAUGCAGUUGAUGAUUUCGUCUUUUUCCAGUGAGUACUAUGAACAUUUAACGUGUUUUUUUUUUGUUUUUUUUUUUACUUUAUUGCAGCUGAUUGGUUGGUUGGUUGAAUUGAAUGAUACAUUGGUCAAUAAAUUUGUGUAUUAGUCAAUAUUAUGCAAUAAUUAUUUUAAACAAUGCCAACGUGCAUUUUUCACGUUAAAAGUUGAUGUUCUCUGUUAGUGCAUAAGUGAUUUGCGUAUAGUUGUUUGCCCGUCAUCUUGACAAUAUCGUAACAUACGCGGUUUUCACUAUAUACUAUAUAAGCUCAAAUAGUUUCAUCUGGUUUCUGUGAUGCAUGAAACAUGGACAAAAUUCUUGUAAAUAAUUUAAAAAAAAUAUAUGUACGUACUGUUUGUGACUACUCGAUUUGUUUUCAACAGACCCCCCUGGUUUAAUUACAAACAUUUUGUCCAUGUUUUAUGUAGGCCUACUAUAAUAUAUAUAAUGUUCUGAACAAAUAAAUUAUAAGAGUGUGUAAUGAAGUACAGAUGAAAAUGUGUACGAUGCAAUGCAACCUACUAUAUAAAUUUGUUACGCUAUGCGUAUGUAUGAAUCACUUAUAAAGCUUCUGUACAUUGCUUCAUGUGAUAAAUUUUCUUUAAUUAAUAGUAUUUGUAUACUCUAAUUUGUUAGUAUUUGCUGGAGAAUGGGUGAAAAUACAGCUCCAGAUAAAACUAUGGUUUCUCUUGCAAUGUAACCCAACAUUGUGAUUAUUGCAUUUUAACAAGCGUUGUACAGUACAUUAUUAUUAUUAUUAUCCAUGUUAAUUGCCUUUUUUCUUCAAUAUGUACCCGCCUUUUGUCACAUCAUAAGUCGCAUUUCUAUACACAUUUUAAAAAAGAAAACCUUGUACAGUAUAUAUUUUCAGUUUAUAAUAAUAACACUUUACUUGAAAAAAACUACGCCUUUCCAUCGGCACACGUCACGCAUAGCAUAAUGACGGUGCGUUCAUAAAGACAAUGUUUAAAACAAAUGAUAUAAACACUAAUAAGGCAAUGUACAAAACGUGAAAUUAAUUAAAAGGAUUCUUAAAACUCGAUAAAUCUUCAUGAACAGAAACAUGUAUAAAAAAAGUACUCAUAAGUUCCAGUCUUAAUUUUUACAAUUUUUACCAUUUAUAACAACAUUUCUCUGAUUUUUUCAAUUUCAAAGUACGAUAUAAGAUACAAUUUCGUUCAUGCAAAUAAAUUAAUGUACAUGUUCUGAUUGAUUGGGUUUUACAAUUCAUAAUAUCAUUUCUCUGUUUCCAUGCUAUGUUUAAGUACGAGAUACAAAGAUCUUUCAUAAAUUUGCCAGUCUCCAAGAAGUAUGUUAUUAUUGUAUCUUAGUGUUACAAUCUCCACUCAUAAAUUACUGCCAUGUAUUAUAAUCAUAUUUACUCACUUUGGCGUUAAGUUGGAGGGUAUUGGAUCUUGCUUUAAACUUUAAACUUCAUUUCAUAGAAAUCAGUUUUAUUUUUCAAAUAAUCCUCCAUUUUGGGAAAUUCUUUUAUUCUAAUGUAAUAAUUAAGGAAGAGAAGAUUUACUGACUGCAUUACUAAUCCAGUUAACAUUGCACAGAUCGUUGUUUUUAUGAUUAAAUGUACUAACCCCUGUAUCAUUAUGUGUGAUAUGGGCAAAGAAUUCAUGCAUCUCAGUUAUUCAAUGAAUUCAUUGAGUUUAAGCGUUUUAGCCGUCAUAACAAUGUGUUACAUUAGAAAGUGAAGGUCUCCAAUUAAAGACCACCUCCAAUUAAAGACUAUUUUUUCAUUUGGUCUCAAAUUAACAAAUAUAUUAUUCUAAUUAGAGAAAAAAAAUUGCUAAAGACCAUAGAGACCCCGGUCCCAAAAGUGCUCUUUAAUUGGAGUGUGACCUGUAUAUAUAUUUUACAACUCCAGAAAUGAUUUAUUAUUAAAAUUAGGCUCGAAGACAUGUUAGUCUACAUAGUAGUAAAACUGGAAUUGAAAAUGUUAUCUAAACAUUAUGUUUCCAAUAUAAUGAUAGACUUAAUUAAAUGUUAAAUGUUGCAAGUAUUUUAUAUAAGAAAGGAAGGACUUUUCUACUCACAUCGUGUCAAUUUUGCAGCCAAUCGGCGCAUGCCUGGUCCGCAGCUUAGGGGCUUGGUAAUCCCCCAUUUCUCGAAUGAUAUGCCAAAAUGACUAGUCUUACUUUAUUUGGAGUAUGUUUUAUACUAAGAUAUCCUGGUUUCUUUAAAGAGCACAUGGUGUAGUCUGUAUACACUGGGCCUGGGAUUUAUAUGCCCUUUUCCGACAGGACUUAGUUAAACCACCGAAAACAUAACGAGGAAGGUAUGAAACCCAUGCCGAAAGGCUCUGAAUUACGGUGUCCCUGCAUUGACUGCUCGGUCACCUCGCUAAUGAAUUAUUAUUUGCAUGUGGUGUUAAGUGCCUGAAAGAUAUUACAUCUCUACAUAAUAUCAUAAUUUUUUGUAAAGAAAACUUGAUAUCUCCGAAAAACUAUAAAUAAGUUAACUGAACAAUUUAUUUCGACUAUCAUGACGAUGAAACAUACUAUUGCUCAUCACAUAUUGUAAAAUAAGAAUUGUGACAUUGCGACCGAAUGUGUAUAUACAGAUUAAAUAAAUGAGAAUUUAUUGUAA
Molecule: messenger RNA, 4114 nt
Organism: Anneissia japonica
Lineage: Eukaryota; Metazoa; Echinodermata; Crinoidea; Comatulida; Comatulidae
Product: paired mesoderm homeobox protein 2-like
Exons: 3
Coding region: 623-1258 (211 amino acids)
Biological process (GO): regulation of DNA-templated transcription
Molecular function (GO): DNA binding; DNA-binding transcription factor activity, RNA polymerase II-specific
Source: RefSeq, a predicted model, not a curated record